AUGACGAGAACAAAUCAGACAGCCGCAGCUCAAACUAGCAUCACAGCGGCAAUAAAGCCCUCAAAAAUAGUCAGUUCAUUCGGCGAUUGCCAGCCAGGCUCCAGCUAUACGGCGUCUCAUUCAUUCUCUCGUCGCCCUGGUCCAUCGACAUUGACUGGCGAUGUGCCAUCUAGCCAAUCCAGAUAUUUACAGGCCUGUUAUGCAGCUCCCAAUAUUACUUAUAACCCAAUUGCAGGUUCCAGUUUUACAACCACAGUCACCAUGGCUCGUCGUGCCCUUGCUCAGGCUAAGGCAGAAAGUCAAAGGGCUGCUCGCCUGGCAGAACUAGAGGCAGCAGAGAAAGCUGCAGAGGCUGCACGACAACGUGUCCUGGCAGAAAGAGCUGCCCACCUUGCGGAAAGGCGGUCGCGAGCAGAGGUGCGGAGAAAGCAGGUAGAAGAGCGAAGACGCCAAAGGGAGGAAGAAGAUAAGGCAAUAACCUAUUUUUAA
Protopolystoma xenopodis is the source of this 489-nucleotide messenger RNA. The record is from the annotation of a GenBank genome assembly. Lineage: Eukaryota; Metazoa; Platyhelminthes; Monogenea; Polystomatidea; Polystomatidae.